AUGUCUUCUCAUCUUCAAAGCCAAAAACAAAGUCAUCCUUCCCCGGAAAAGUUAGCACACGUUGUAUUUCGCACGGCCCCAGACAAAUACAAGACCAUGGUUAACUUCUACAUGCAAAUAUUGAAUGCAAUAAUCCGACAUGAAGACCCUGGUAAAAUAGCUUUUCUGUCCUUUGAUGAGGAACACCAUCGCAUCGCCAUUUUGGCCGUGCCAGGGAUUAUCACGCCCUCCCCAACUGAUAUACCACGAGCAGGCUUAGACCAUAUUGCCUUUACCUACAAGAGUCUAACGGAACUGGCACAGCUAUAUGUCAGUUUGCGCGAUCGUCAAAGCGACCCACUCAAGCCUAUUUGGAGUAUCAACCACGGUCCCACCACUUCUCUGUACUAUCGGGAUCCGCAGGGGAACAAGAUUGAGAUGCAAGUCGAUAACUUCGGCACGAUGGAGGAGGCAGAUUCAUAUAUGAAGAGUGACGAAUUUGCGGAGAACGCCUUGGGAGUAGAGUUUGAUGCGGACGAGUGGUCAAGGGAGAUAUUGGCCAAGAUGAAGCCCGAUGGAAGUGAGGGUUUGAGCGUGGAUGACACCAAGAAAUUGACCAAAAGGCCGAAUGUUGGGCCGAGGUCGGGGAUUCCACCGGGGCUCAUCUAG
Molecule: messenger RNA, 648 nt
Organism: Talaromyces marneffei
Lineage: Eukaryota; Fungi; Ascomycota; Eurotiomycetes; Eurotiales; Trichocomaceae
Exons: 1
Coding region: 1-648 (215 amino acids)
Source: RefSeq, a predicted model, not a curated record